Molecule: messenger RNA, 636 nt
Organism: Durio zibethinus
Lineage: Eukaryota; Viridiplantae; Streptophyta; Magnoliopsida; Malvales; Malvaceae
Source: RefSeq, a predicted model, not a curated record
AUAGCUUGUAAAAUAAAGAUAAAAUUGCAGCAUUGGGUUUAUAAUAAGGAAGAGAAGCAGCAUCUGAUAAUUACAAAGAAAAAUGCUGAGGCAAUUUUCGAGAAGGAGAGCUUCUUACAGACGAUUAAAGCAUGUGCAGGAUAUAGACAACGCGAGGGAUCAGGGUGAAGCUGUUCCUAAAGGGUAUGUUCCAGUUAUGGUUGGGACGGAGGAGAAAGAUAGUGCAAAGUUUUUGAUCCACAUCGAUAUGUUCAAAAAUGAAUACUUUGCUGGAUUGCUUGAGAUGGUCGCUCAAGAGGUUGGCUAUGAAAACCCCGGCAUCCUUAGGAUCCCAUGCGAUGCAGAAUGUUUCAGAAACUUAAUGAACGAGAUUUCAAGGAUCAAAUAGUGCUACAGCUAGUUUUUUUUUUUUUUUUACCUUAAAUUCUUUUCCCCUUCAGCACUGUUUUUCUUUGUUGCCCUUACUUUGCAGUCUACAGUGAGUUUCUGGUUCGGGCAUUAAUAAAACAAAGACUUGAGACAGUCUUUUUUUCUCCUUUUAUUUACCAGCCGCACAAAAUCAUUACCAGGACUGAACCCAAGUCAUUAGAAUUAAGAUUUCACUACUCUUCGGUAAACAAUAUAUGAGCAAUUAGU